CAAUGUUCAAUGUUGUUGGAUGAUGGCACCGGGUUAAAGUUGCUGUCGAGAUGCAGUCGGACCCGAUCCAGUGGGCUCCUAGAGAGUACAGUCUAAAGGAAUUUCUGACAGAAUUCUGCUCGUCCUUACCGAAAAUUGUGAAAGUCACCGAGGGCUUCCUGGGUGCCCGAGAGUUGGAGACACUCAGCGCCGAGACAAUUCUUAGGAUUCAUUCCUUGUACUUGCAAAAGAGAGCCAUUACAGAAUCCCACAAUCAAACAGUCCUGUCGAUUCCUGUAAACCUAGAGUCGGUGAUGUUUGAUGUGGUACAUCAGAAACAUAAAACUGGUCCUUUUACAAUGAAGGAAGUGUUGCAACAUUUCAACUUACCUGUCACAAUCUCACCAACGGAUAAACUGAUCUAUAAAGAAAUGAACAAUCCCAAGUCAAAGGAUCACAAAUUGCGACAGCUCAGUGUGAAGCAGAUAUACGAACAGAAAUUCUUGUUGGGUCAUAACAUCAUUAACAAUGGAAAACUAUCAGUUCGAUACCCAACUGUGAUCCCUAUGUAUUUGAAAGAAAUUAAGUUGGUUGUAGCAGAAGGACUUAAAGGUAAAAGUGAGACAGAAUGGAAUAUUAUGUGCAAUCAUUACAACAAGGUUGCCAAAGACCUUGGGAACUUGGAUCAUUUCAUUUGCUCAGAUAUUACUUUGCUGGACACAGAUGAGCUGGAUCUGUACAUGGGAAAAUACUCUGAAAUAGAGCCAAUAUAUGUCGAUAUCUGCAGAAAGACGUCAGAAAACAAGUAUGAGACAAUACAUCCUCAGCAGAGCCUAUCAGAGGCCCCAAAGUACUAUUCGAUUCAAAGUUACGGAGAAAAUAAGCCACAGAUAUCCCCAGAACGAAACACUGAAAUCAACUAUUCUCAGCUGAAUGCACCAGCCACACUAAGAAGCAACGUUAGAUCAUUGUUCAAGUUCUCACGCGGAUCAAGUUCCAUGCAAAAACCUGAAGCAAAAUAUAUUGCCUGUAUGAGUGAGGUUCCAGAUGACAUACAACAUUUGAAUGUGGAUGAGGUCUGUGACUGUUUGAAUUUAUUAAACAUGGGGGAGUAUACUGAGAUCUUUCAGUCACAGCAAGUUGAUGGCCAAUUGCUUUCUGAUCUGGAUAGAGACAUGAUGCUCAACACAUUUGGGAUGAGUAAUUUCCAUGUCACAAAAUUAAUACGUUUCCGUGAAGGAUGGAGACCAAAGUAACUAGGAAUAGUCUCCUCUUUCAAAAACAUUGUGAUGAAGCAUAUUCUGAAGUGCUCAUAAUCAGAAAAAUUACAAUAUAGGUAGUUCUCCUCUAAUGGCCUAGUUGCGUGCCAGUGAAAUCUCUACUUAAUAGAAAAUCACUUAAUAGAAAAAAUAGGGCCUAUGGGAAAAGUGGGGUUAGAUUAGAUUAGAUUACUUACAGUAUGGAAACAGGCCCUUCGGCCCAACAAGUCCACACUGACCCGCCGAAGCGCAACCCACCCAUACCCCUACAUUUACCCCUUACCUAACACUACGGGCAAUUUAGCAUGGCCAAUUCACCUGACCCGCACAUCUUUGGACUGUGGGAGGAAACCGGAGCACCCGGAGGAAACCCACGCAGACACGGGGAGAACGUGCAAACUCCACACAGUCAGUCGCCUGAGUCGGGAAUUGAACCUGGGUCUCAGGCGCUGUGAGGCAACAGUGCUAACCACUGUGCCACCGUGCCGCCCACAAGGGGGCAGACCAACAAAGAAUAUCAUUCACGAUCUCUCAAAAAUCGCCCAAAAGCUAAUGUAAAGUAUAGCACAGCUUGAAUGAAGGUUUAAAUCAUAUUUGUUAACAAAAGUAAAUUUAAUCAAGUACAUUGAAAAAAUAUUCUUAAUGCAGGGACAGAGGAUCAUCAUCACUACCACCUUCAAGUCAGUUGUGGUCGCAGAAAUAGACAGCUGCGGUUGAUUGUCUUCUGCUCUUUCUUGGGGUUGAUUUAAAAAGGACAUCCAGUUUUUGCUGCUUUGACCUUUUUUUUCCUAUCUUGAAGAAACUGUUCAUAGGGUUACAGAUGAUGUCUUAUUAAAUAAACUGCUAACCCUGCUGUAAUCAUUGUCCGCUAAGAGCUGCAACAGCCCCUCAAUUUCCCUCAGGAUAGAAGACAAAAGAGAUAUGGAAAGCUGUCAUGGUGCUGCAUCCUGGACUUCAUCUUUUUCAUCUCCAGCUUCCACUUCCCCCUCAGUGACAAGCUGUUGUAGAUCAGCUGUAGAGAGUUCUUCACAGUGGGAUUCAAGCAGCUCUUCAAUAUCCUCACCUUCCACUUCUUCAAAGCCAACUUGCUUUGCAAGGUUAACACAAUGCUCUUUGAUUUUUGGGAGCUCCCUUGACAGUUCACAUCCUUUAAAAUCUUGAAAAAAAUUCCUGGAGGAGCUGCCACCAAACUGCAUGCAGGUAGUCUUUAUUGGUAUCAUUCCUCGUGAAGGGCUUUUGCCCGAAAUGUCGAUUCUCCUGUUCCUUGGAUGCUGCCUGACCUGCUGUGCUUUUGUAGCACUACACUCUCGAUGCUGAGCUCCAGCAUCUGCAGUCCUCACUUUCUCCUAGUUGAUGUCACCCUAGCCCUCCACAAUAAUAUCAAUAGCAUUCUUGACGUUAAAGCUCUUAAAAAAUUGAAGAACACUGUCCUUAUUAUCCCUGUCAGUAGCUGCAAUCAGCCUCUUAAAUAUGCGUCUUAAAUAAUAUGCUUUAAAAGCUGAUAUUGCACCCUGGUGUAUGGGUCGAAUGAGAGAGGUUAUGUUUGGAGCUAGAAGUAGCACUUUGAAGUUUUCAAAUGGUGUAUAAAAGUAACGCAGGAAUUAUACAUGGUUUUAGAAGGAGAGCAAUGAACAUUCAUAAGUUCAAUUUUUACGAUGAAGAUGCUCAAUGUAUAGUACUGUAUCUCUCACAUGCUCUGAUGGCAGCUGGCAUCAGAAUGGCAUGCAGACUUUGGUGCUGACAUCGCAAAACAAUCACUGCUGAAAUCAUGCGAUUGCAAAUAGAGGUAAGCAUUCUCAAAAAUACAGUUCCUCAAUUCUUCAGCGACAUUUUAGCCAAAUCAAACUGCCAAAACACACUUUAUACAAGAAACAUCUGUAUCAGCAUUGUACAACUUUACACUAAGCAUAUCUUUGGUGGAGAAACAAGUAAAUUUUGUAAAGUGAAAGAAUCUGUAAAGUUAGUGUAAUAAUUUUGAAAAUGCCACCAACAUCUGUAUCUCAGCUCAAAGGUUAAUUUGAAAUGUCAAUAAAAGAAA
This is a messenger RNA of Hemiscyllium ocellatum (epaulette shark), 3276 nucleotides long. RefSeq lists its product as uncharacterized. Lineage: Eukaryota; Metazoa; Chordata; Chondrichthyes; Orectolobiformes; Hemiscylliidae. The coding region runs from base 51 to 1235 and encodes 394 amino acids. Gene Ontology annotation, molecular function: protein binding. The transcript is spliced from 5 exons. The record is from RefSeq and is a predicted model, not a curated record.